AGUUUGCAAUACGUAGUUUUCUAGCUUUCUUGUUAUAAGCUCGUUCCCCUCAUGGAAAAGUUGGUUCUUAGAGUAUUUCUCUUAUUACUUACUUCAAUCCAAAGUUUUGCACAGCUAAAUUUGUGUAACCAAACUCCAUACCCUCAAUUAUGCAACUCACUUAUCACGUCAAAAGUUUUAGUUUCCUCACCACAAAGUAGCUUAGAAGUUCGCAAUAUUUUCCUCAAUAUCACCCUUGAUCAUGCCCAAAAGGUCCAUACACUGAUCUCGUCUAUGGACAUAAGUUCAUUCCAAGACUUAGCUAAAUUUGCAUGGGAAGAUUGUCUAGAACUUUACGAGGAUACCAUACAUCAGUUGAACCAAACAAUCUUAUUAUCUAAUGAUUUUACAACAAUACAAGAUAGUCAAACCUAUUUGAGUGCAGCUACUACCAACUAUGAGACAUGCAAAAAUGGAUUUGUCGAUCUCAAUGUAUCGACAAAUUUAGAAUUUUUUAUGUUCACUUCGUCCAAAUUUUCUCAAUUUCUUACUAAUGCACUUGCAAUAAAUGAAGCCAUCUCAACCACAUCAUUCAAGCCAUACACGCGGGAACGUGGUGGUGGAGGUAUAGGUGGCCGUGGUGGUAGUGGUGGUCGACGACUAUUAGCCAAUGGACUUCCGUCAUGGAUGUUGAAGGCUGAUCAUAAGCUACUCCAAACGUCCAUGCCAACCACAAAAGCAGACCUAGUGGUCGCCAAGGAUGGUACCGGGAAUUAUAAGACCAUAUCCGAAGCUAUAACUGCUGCAAAAAACCUAAGAAGUGGGACAAAGAGGUUUAUCAUAUACGUGAAAGCUGGUAUUUACAAAGAGAACGUUGUUAUUACAAACAAGAUGAAGAAUUUGAUGUUAAUUGGAGAUGGCAUUGAUGCCACAAUUGUGACUUGCAAUAAGAAUGUUCAGGAUGGUUCCACUACAUUUCGAUCUGCGACUUUUGCUAUUUCAGGGGAUGGCUUCAUAGCAAAAGACAUAACCUUUGAAAACACAGCCGGACCACAAAAGCACCAAGCGGUCGCACUUCGAUCCGGAUCCGACUACUCAAUAUUUUACCGUUGCAGCUUCAAAGGAUACCAAGACACCCUUUACGUCUAUUCCAAGCGUCAAUUUUACAAAGAAUGUGAUAUAUACGGUACUAUAGACUUUAUAUUUGGUAAUGCUGCUGCUAUACUCCAAAGUUGUAAUAUAUAUGUAAGAAAACCAAUGAACAAUCAAAUGAACACCAUCACAGCCCAAGGAAGAUCUGAUCCAAAUGAGAACACGGGCAUAGUGAUCCACGAUUCGAUCAUUAAGGCUGCCCAGGACCUUAAGCCGGUCCAAGGUUCGUUUCAAACCUUUCUUGGGCGACCGUGGAGGAUGUAUUCAAGGACUAUGAUAAUGAAGUCCCAUAUUGAUGGGUUGGUGGAUAUUGCUGGGUGGGCCCCGUGGAGCGGGGACUUUGCACUUAAGACGCUCUAUUAUGGGGAGUAUAUGAAUUAUGGUCCGGGUGCGGAUACUCAUGGCCGGGUUAAGUGGCCUGGGUACCAUGCUAUAAAAAGUCCGGUGGACGCAGAAAAAUUUACUGUUCGAAAUUUCUUGACAGGAGAUGAGUGGAUUCCAGGCACUGGAGUCCCAUUUACAUCUGGUCUGUGAUUAUCUUUCAAACAGUGUGUAAGUGUAUAUAUAUGAUAGUUGUAAUUGAUGUAUGGUACAUAACCUCCCCUCAAAAAAAAAAAAAAAUGUAUGGUAUAUAACCUAUCAAACAAAAUCAAAGAAAGACAUAAGUUCAUAUGGUGGUGUAUCGCCAAUUGUAAACGUACAUUAUAAUAAUAUACAAUACAGAGUACAAAGGUUUAUGUUUGACAGGGGCGGCUUUUAGCAUGUUCAACAUGUUUUAUGGAACAAGGCCCCUUA
Messenger RNA from Beta vulgaris subsp. vulgaris (sugar beet), 1926 nucleotides. RefSeq names its product pectinesterase. NCBI's taxonomy places the organism in Eukaryota, Viridiplantae, Streptophyta, Magnoliopsida, Caryophyllales, Amaranthaceae. The transcript has 2 exons. Gene Ontology annotation, biological process: cell wall modification. The record is from RefSeq and is a predicted model, not a curated record. Gene Ontology annotation, molecular function: pectinesterase inhibitor activity; pectinesterase activity. The coding region runs from base 52 to 1665 and encodes 537 amino acids.